CUAAAAAUAUAUGUUUUUGAAAAUCUCUCAUUUUUUCUUGAAAAAAUUAAUCUUGUAUGUGAGUGAUUCUUCUAGUGGGGGAGUUUAAAUAUGAAAACACCUCAGAUGUUUUAUACCUCAUAUCCUACUUUGCAAAGUCUCUAAAAGGCUGCUUUCAUAUCCUCGCAGGAGGAGAAACAGGAACUAUUGUCUGACUAAUACAAAACAAUUUAUUGGCCCUGUUUGAGCCAAAGUAGAUCCAGAUUGACUUGAAAGGAUUGUCAAACUAUUAAAAAAAAAAAAAAAAAGAUUUAGAUGGAAUUUCAGGGCUGUAGCAAAAUGCAAAAAUGGGCCUCUUUGGUGUGGCUUUGGGCUUGUUUGGAAACAUCUUGUAGAGCUUGAGAAUUUCUUUUGAUGAUCAGCCUAACUUCACUUUUCUUAGUUUAAUUCCAUUUUUCCUGAUUGCAUUCCUUUGCCUCACCCUAAAGAGAACACUUGCUUUCAGCAGUUGUUUACACUUUCUAGAUCUUUGCACUAGGUUUGCUGUCAUGCAUUUUUUAUCACAUUAUAGCAAAAGCUUGCACAUUCAAGGCAAAUUCCUUAAAGGUCAGUUAUACAAACCUUCUAGUCUUUUUUGCUGUUCUUUCUUAAUUUUCCUUUUAUUUUACAAUACCUUCCAACUUUCAAACAGCUUUCCUGAUUUUUCUGAUGUGCUACCAGUGCCUUUCUGCUGUGCCACUUCCUUCUCAGCUCCGCAAUGCAAUGCCAUGGUACCUGCAUUUAUUAAUUAUUACACCUUUCCAAAGUUUUCAGUAGUUCAUAGGUCUUUGCUCAAGAUCAUUAUUCUCCCAGUGUGCUAACUUGUAAUUUCUAGUUUGACCCUCAUUUUGUAAUUUUCUGCUAAUAUUUUAUGCCUUCAUCUCCCCAGCAGAGACUGUAUUUUUCUUUGCUCACUACAUACCUUCCCAAUCCUGCUGCAAAUUCAAUUUGCUUGUUGCUUGACCCUUUUGCUAUUAACAAUUAGCAAUGAAAAUACUUCAUCACCUUAUAUUAUUCUUCAUCAUGGUUUAGCUCCUGUGCUUUCUAUUUCUAUUUUUGCAAAUGACUUAAAAAAAAAAAAAAACUGAAAAAAUAAGCAAAUGCAAAACUGUGGUCAAAUUAUCGGUUUUUGUAAAAUUAACACAGAUCUAGUCAAGUCAAGUCAUUGGAAUUUAUUGAUUUAACUAAGAGUUUGACCUUUAGAUUUCUUGUUACCUUGGACAAUUUUCAGAGCUACACAGUGAAUAAUAUGAAAGCAGAAGACUUUUGCAGAAAUUGUUUACCCCACCUACAGAUUUAGUUCUUUGUCAUGACUAAGACGUGGCUAAUUGCUCAUCUCAGAUGGCGUUAUUUUUAUUUCCAUACAUUUCAUAGUUAUCACUCCAGUGAUCAACCUAUCAUACAACAUUCCAGAUGGGUUUUCUGAUGCAGUCAGUGCAGCAUGAAAACACAUAAACAUAUUCUCUGUACUCCAAGUUUGCAGCAGAAUGCCUGUGCAACCUUGCAAAUUACAUCUGACCUCUCUGUUUCCCGUCUGUUUAAAAUGUGAACAAGAGCAUCGUCUCUAAUUUUUCUGUAUUAAUGCAGAUAAAUGUUUUUGGAGUGCUCAAAUAUUAGUGAUAUGAGAGCUGUAAAAGAAAACAGGAUGAUUUACAUUGAGAACAUUUAUGGAAUAUAUAUGUUAAAAGACUCAUUAGUCUCUAAACGGACAGAUAUUGCCCAUAUAGCAUUAAGGGCAUUAUACUGCAAUGCUGUCAAGCCUCGUGCGGAGAAACAAAAUCUUUAGUCUUAGUAGGGCAACAACAGACAGCUCUUUGAGGGAGAAAGCAAAGGAUGUUUGAGUACUUAUCCAGGAUAACAAAAUUGCAACAUCAUUCCAUGGAGUUCCUUAUUUGGCAGAUGUAGAAAGUCAUGAACAGAGAUUGUGACUCCACUAAAAUCUUUCAACAAAUUAGAGGAACCAACCUCCCAUGACCUCACCCUGACUUUCUCAAUAUGCAGAUGAAUUACUCAGCUGUUUAGUGCAAAACUACAUGAUGGCAUUCUGGGCAGAAGCAGGCAGGUGUAACCAUCAUGUUGCAAAAAUAUAAAUGAGGAAAGGAAUUAAAACAGAAAAAGACCUAGCUGUGACUCAGGAAAUAUCUUCCUGCUUCUGUAGCUGAUCACAGAGCAGAGGGUGCAACUAUUGCAGUUGGUACAUGUUAUUAAUAGUCAAGACUCUUGGUGAGAUCGCUAGAGGAUGCUGGGGAGUGUCCAGCACCUCUGGGAGGUCUCAGCUGCCCGGAAUUCCAUGUCAGCUGUGGGGGGACAAAGGUGCAGGGCCAAAACCUAACAGAAUUACCAUUGUACAAGGUGUGAGAAGCAGUUGCUGUUCCAAGUAGUGAGGUAAGCACUGAGGAACUGCUCCUGACCUUUCUCUUGGAAACAGGCAGGUAUGUGUAAAUCAAUCACAUUCUGAUCUCCAAAAAGAUACAUUUGCAGGAGGAUCAAUUGUGGACACACAAAUCAUUACAAUCAGCUGCAUCAGAAAAGAACCAAAGUUGCUGCUGUUCUACACAGCAUGUUCAACAGCUCAGAAAGCAGUUUACCCCUCACAGCAGAUGUAUUAUCACAAAACUGACCCUCAGAAAGCUCUCACCAGUUGGGAAAGCUUUCUAUAGAGAAAAGUAGGGUCAAGAUCACAACUGUAAUCAUAAGUAGUAAGGUAGAUUCAUCUGAAGUGCAAAUGAGAUUUUCAUACUUGAGUAUAUAACUGUUUAAAGAGGAAACGUCAGUGACUCAGUAGGCUGAAUUCCAUUACUGCAAUAUAUUAAGUGUAUACCUCUCAGUGGAGGCUACUGGGGCUCAGUGCUGAGAUAUGUUCUCUCUUGAAAAUGGCCUUGAGCAACUCAUAAUUAAAAGCUACUGAUCUACUGUGGGCCCCUCCUCCUCAGACAUAGUGUGUUUCCCUUCUCCCCAGCCCAUUUGCAAGAGGAAUGCAUUGGUUUCAAAUUCCUUCAGUCUAGCUUACAGUUUAGUUGGCCCUGAGGAUGGGAGGGUUAAAACAUAGAGCUGCCAUAACCCAGUCCCACUUAGAUUUUAUGUCUGAAUUCUCAGGCUUCUUAGUGGGCCUGGCUCUUGUGAAAUCUCUGGUUUCAAACUGUGUAUGUUGAAAUUUCUGCGUCUUGAGGAGCAGAAAUAUUCAGGAGGUUCAUAUCAUCUCUUGGGGCACUCACUACUCUGCAGCAAUCUAUCGUAAUAAAUUCUUCUACAGACUUAUGUUGUACAAAUACUUAAUUUCUAUUCUGAAAUAUGGUGCAAAUUUUAAUGCACAAUUAUUUCAUAAUCUACCUUCUAUUGUCUGAAUAUUCAUGAUGCAAUGAUAUUUUUCAUUCUGUACAUUUUCACUCUCUCCCUAUGCACAGAAGGUAAGGACUGCAUUUCUUCUCAACAAAGUUAUAGAGAUUAGAAAAUGAAAAGGGCAUUUUGUUACUUCUUGUUUUCCACGAGUUUGUGAAAAUAGUUUAGCAAGCAAUGAGAAUAAUUACACCGUUAUCAGGCAAAAGCCUGAAUAAGCUGUCAGCCACUACAAAUGAUCACUGCUCAGUCUGAAAAAAAAAGCUGCUCUUAAAUUUUUCAGAAAGUGCCACAUACUUCAAGCUGACUUACAUAAAUCAUGUUGGGUAUUACAAUACUGAAUGAAAAAUUGACCAGUCACACUAGCUUCUAUUCCAGCUCCUCUCAGCAAUGACUUAAAAGUGAAUACAUAGGCCAUUUCUCACAGUACUAGGAUUUCACUAUUUUCACAGCACAUAUUAAAUGACAUUUUGCUCUUCAGCUGUGUAGACUGUUCAGAGAGUAAUCAAAAUAAAAGAUAUGUAUUAUUUUUAAUCACCACAAACAAAAUAAAAGAAAGCUUUCCAAUCUUAUGUAAAGCAUUGUGUCUGAAUAGACUGGAAAGUGAUUUUCCAGAGUCUACUGGGGAUUUCAUUUCUUAAUGAAAGUAUUAGGCAUGAUUAUUUACUUCUCCUAAAUUUAGGACUUCCCUGAGACACAUAUAAUAGAUAGCAUCAAUACCCUGUCAACACCACAGGAAUAUAAACCAUUAAAAUAGAAUAAAGCUAAGCUGCACUUGAAAGAUCGAACAACUUUGCAAUGCAUCAACUUUUCUUUUUGAUAAUGUUUUUUUUUACCUGCUAUGCCACGAAUGUCAGUAGUCUCCAAGUCAAAUUUGUUUACUGCACGUUAACAGUCCGCUCUAUAUACUAUCAGUAUUUGCUGGCUUUCCUGCCACAGUGCGAUGUUGUUCCUCUAAGUCCUCUAUACCAUUCAGACUGCAUAAUUGCCAUUUAGUUCUACUCCUAGAUCUGCUAAGGAUCUUUGUUCUUGUUGACAUGUUUUCAGUCGCUUUUGAAAGCUGAGGUAGCAUCUCUGAGUAUGGGGAGACUUACAUUAUACAACGGGACCAAUAUGAAGAAAUUAAUAUCUUCCUACUUUGAUGUCUAAUACUUCUCCAAAUUUCACAUAGCACAGUGUUUUCUGACCACAUUUAGUGUCUUCUUUGAACCAUACACCCACUCACCCUUUUUAAUCACCUCUAGCAAGAGUCUAGCGGUAGCUCAAAGCAUCAAAGCUAUAUCCCAAAUAUCUGGAAGACCACACAGAAUAGUAAAAUAUUAAAACAAACUUAAUCCAAGGAUUCUCAGAAGCUCAGGAAAAAAGAGUUUUAUGGAAUUUGUCAGCAGCCCUUCCUGAACUCCCAAUACAUGGAAUGGAAAUGGAAUUUGGAGGUACAGGAGGCUACAGGCACAGAGUGAAUCAAGUUAUCUACAACUAAGUUCUGCCAAUACUGAGUUCCCAGUCAAAUGAUCUUACAGGUGAACAAGGUGAUGUCCAUCUUGUUUUAUGUGAUAUUUCUUGCAUAUCUUCGUGGCAUUCAAUCUACAAACAUGGAUCAAAGGCAUUUGCCAGAAGAUUCAAUAAAUUCUCUCAUUAUUAAACUCAUUCGGGGAGACAUUUUGAAAAACAAGCUUUCUAAGCAGAUGGUAGAUGUCAAGGAAAACUAUCAAAACAUAGUGCAGAAAGUAGAGGAUCAACAGGAAAUGGAUGUAGAUGAAAAUGUGAAAUCAGACUUCCAGCCAGUUAUUUCAAUGGAUACAGACCUCCUACGGCAGCAGAGACGCUACAACUCUCCUCGAGUUCUCCUGAGUGACAACACACCACUGGAACCACCACCACUGUACCUCACAGAGGAUUACGUUGGAAAUUCAGUGGUAUUGAACAGAACCUCUCGGAGGAAAAGGUAUGCAGAGCACAAGAGCCACCGAGGGGAAUAUUCUGUUUGUGACAGUGAAAGCUUAUGGGUCACGGACAAAUCAUCCGCUAUCGACAUUAGAGGACACCAGGUGACUGUGCUGGGAGAAAUUAAAACAGGCAACUCUCCAGUUAAGCAAUAUUUUUAUGAAACAAGGUGUAAAGAAGCCAAGCCUGUUAAAAAUGGCUGCCGAGGCAUUGAUGACAAGCACUGGAACUCCCAAUGCAAGACAUCCCAAACUUAUGUUAGAGCACUGACUUCAGAAAACAAUAAACUUGUAGGCUGGAGAUGGAUAAGAAUAGAUACCUCCUGCGUGUGUGCAUUGUCAAGAAAAAUAGGAAGAACAUAAAUCCGCAACUCUUUGCUAUAUAAAUUAUUACUUUAAAUUAUAUGAUAUGCAUGUAGCAUAUAAAUGUUUAUAUUGUUUUAUAUAUUAUAAGUUGACCUUAUUUAUUAAACUUCAGCAAAUCUACAGUGUAUAAGCUUUCUCUCUCAUAAACAAGACUAAAGGGUGUGUGCCUCUGUUAUGGGCAACUCCAGAUUUUUUUUAAACUAUGUUUGUGACACUGUUCGUUGGCAGAAUACCAUAACCUGACUGUAAAAUCUGUGUAAAAUCAGUAUUCUUCAUUCAGUAUUGUCAAACCAGUGAUAGUCAUUUAGAACACUUGUUAAAAUUCACAUCAGUGUCAAGAGUUGUGUACAUAUUUAUAUCUCUCACUAUACAUUCACAUUUAAUUGGAUUCAGUAUCAACUCCUGGCUGCCAAAACAAAAAAGAACUAAAAUAUGAGUCAUAGCCUGCAGCUGAUAUUAAUGUCAGAGGCAUCAAGGCAUCAAGUAGCUGUAAAAUACAAAUGAUGUUUAUCAUGUCAGUUUUGUCAAAGAAAUGACCAUUUUCCCUGUUAGCAUUUCAGAAUGAUUGUUUAUAAUCCAGCAAGCACUGUUGUUUUUAAAGCACAUUAGUUUUGCAAGUAUUUCUAAUGCUGCCAAGUAAUCUAAGAAACAAUAUUUAAAAAAUCUAAAAUAUUUGUAACUAAAAUAAUGAGACCGAGAGCAGAUCUAAAUGGAUCAUUAAUUUAAUACAUAAAUGAUUAUUUCUUCAGGAUAUAGUAUUUAUUGUGAUUGACCUCUUCUUCUACACUAAUCCAUUAUCUCAUGCUUGAAUUUUAACAUCAUUCUUCUCUGUAUGAGUUUUUAAAUUAGAAACAAAGCCAGUGUUGUCUUAGUGUUAAAAGAGCUCUUGGCUUAAGAACUGUAAAGAAAGAGAUUAUAUCCUGGAAUGGCUUUCAAAGCCACACAGCCAUAUGAAACUGUUCUCCUCAGCAACACAUUGCUCACUUAUAAUGGAAGAAAAAAUGAGUUGAACCUCACAACAAACUUAGUACCUUUCACAGAGACAUAAAAGAUUUUAUUUUUCUUUUUGAGCCAUAUUGUGGAUAAAAUUCAGGUAAACCAUAGCUAUAAUGAAGUUAUUCAGUCACACAGGUGUGUUGUUAGGGCAGAAAAACUUGCUAAAAUAUACCUCAAACUAUUUUUUGCAUUGUCAUGUAGCUCUGUUGGGGACACUAAUAAUUAUGCUACCUGAAGAUAAGGUCUAUUCUACAUUAGCUGUAUUAUGUUCUGGUUGGGAUCUUACUGUCAUAAAAGUAAAUUAGAGUCAUGUCAUGGAUUUCGGUCAACAGAACUAAGAUUGAACCACGUAUAUAAUCUGUCCCUAGCUAGUUCUUAAUCCACAGUCAGUGCUCAAAACAAAGCCCUUCAAAAAAGCAGCUGUAGUGGUCUUAAAUUUCUACAUUAUGGCUUUCAUUGCUGUAGCAUGUUCCACAUCAGAAAUGAAAAUGAGAUCAGAGUAUGCAAAAAUGUGGUGAUAAGGUGACUUUAUUCAUAAAAUUUUCAUUACUGGAGAAUCAGCUUUGAAUCUGCAACAGGUGAUCAAUGCAGCAAAUUGUGUGGUCUCCCUUAAUCCCUUGCAGAGAGCCUUACACAUCAUAAAAUGGACAGGUUACUCAUACGCCCAAGCAGGGUAAUAGCUGACACUCUGAAAACUAGACUGGAGCAUGGAGGUAUAAUUCUGGUGGGGAGGCCACAAAAAAAGGUUUUUUUUGAGAACUCUCUCAGUUUUCAAUAUGAGGCUAGGGUAUUUCCCUCAGAGGAAAUGUCAUCAACUCAGUGGACUAAAACCUAACUCUGCUUCAAGCAAUAACAGCAUCAGAGUUUUAAUGCCAAAGCAAUCAUUAAAAGGGAAGGGGUGAUAUAACAAGCAACUCAGUAUCUAAUAAAUGUGAUUAGUUUUUUUUUCCUGAAUUCUCCUUCCUUGAAAAAUGAGGAAAACAAAAUCCUCAACAGAUCUUUUGCUAUUUUUACUGGCAGAAAAGUGUAAGUUACAAUAAUCCCCAACUAUUAAUUUUUCUGUUUGUGAGAAGAAGUAUAUUUUUAAGAGGCCUGUCCCACUGAAAAAAUUUCCAGGUUUUAAACCUAAUUUUACACCCAAAGCUCCCAAAUAGAUUAUUUUCAGACGUAGUGAAUAACUGAGAGCAGAAAUAGUCAUGUAUCAUUAACUUUAGAGAUCUCCAUUCGUCCACACAUCAAUUAGGUCUAUAUCUAUACGAGAAGAGGAAGGAAGAGCACUAACUGACUUGGAACUGAACGGAACACUGUUGCUUACAUCCCAUUAACUGGUGACUUCAUUGUUCCUGGAGUAUCAAUGGUGCUCUUGUUUACAUCACUGUAUAUCCAGAGAAAGUAUACUAAAUACAGGUGAGAAAAUGUAUUAUUACAGCAAUGUAAUUAACAUAAGAAUCGAUUCUAAUCUCAUUAUUUCUACCACUGAAAAUCAAGGGAUAGUCAUUCUUUAUAGGUUUAAAGAAAACAAUUUAUUGUUCUAAUUAAAGAAAGUUGUUAUGAUUCUUAACUUCACCAAUGCAUUGAGUGUUUUCUAAUUGCCCAUCAAAAACACAUCAGAGUAAAUAUAACACCAAUCAUCUGAAAUGUAUUAAAUAGGAAAGAAACAGGGUGCAUAAGGUUAUGAGAUCAGCUGCCUCUUUCUUACCUCAGUUUAGCAAUGAACAGAAGUGUUACACUUUGGAUAUGAUCCAACUUCCAUUGAAGUCAACAAAAAAAUACUGUGGGGAAAGUUGCAUCAGGCCAUGAGUGAAGAAAAACUUGCAGAUCUCAAAUCAGAGGGCAGAGCAAUUGCACACAUUAGUUACAUGUUCUUGUAAACCCUGUGUACACAUAAGAUGCUGUAUAAUUUUGUAACAAGUUUGUAAACAAAGCCUGUAAUAAAUUUGUUAAAGCUUA
Numida meleagris (helmeted guineafowl) is the source of this 8609-nucleotide messenger RNA. It is a transcript of the gene NTF3, whose product is annotated as neurotrophin 3. Gene Ontology annotation, molecular function: nerve growth factor receptor binding; growth factor activity. Lineage: Eukaryota; Metazoa; Chordata; Aves; Galliformes; Numididae. Gene Ontology annotation, biological process: cell surface receptor protein tyrosine kinase signaling pathway; negative regulation of neuron apoptotic process; nerve growth factor signaling pathway. The record is from RefSeq and is a predicted model, not a curated record. The transcript has 2 exons. Bases 4863 to 5660 code for a protein of 265 amino acids.